AUGAGGUUGCUCGUACCCCUGAUGCUCCUCGCGAGCCUUGUGAUAGAACUAGCUGUGGCCGACAAGCUGAGAAUUGACCGAAAGGCCGUGGUUCAAUCUUUCAACCCAACAAGGACAGAAAGCUCACCUGAAACUCCUUUGCAAGUCGGCAAUGGGAACUUUGCCUUUGGCGCAGACAUCACCGGCCUCCAGACGUUUGGGCCGUUUUCCACGCUGUCGACUUGGGGCUGGCAUAAUUUUAGCUUGCCUAAGACACCGGGCCAGACGCAGGUAUCAGACUAUCAUGGUACAGACUGGUGGACCCAUGGCCGUCUCGUUAACUACAACAUGGUCAGCCCCAACGAGAGCGAGAUUGGGAACUGGCUUCGAGAGAAUCCCCAUCGAAUUAACCUUGCGAGAAUCGGACUCGUCUUUGGAGAUCAAAAUAUAACUGAAGCUGCGCUUUCUAACAAAACACAAACUCUGAAUAUGUGGACCGGCAUUCUCACCUCCCAAUUCACAUACAAAGACGCCUUGGUGACGGUUGAGACGGCAUCGGACCCAGAGACGGAUACUCUCUCAAUAACAGUGAAAUCAUCGCUUCUUUCCUCCGGCAAUAUCGGGGUGGUUUUUGAUCUCCCUUAUCCUGUCAAUCAGAAAUUCGAAGCCCCAUCCGUUGGAACCUUUGACAGUCCGGAGAAGCACUCUAGCUCCCUCACUCAGUGUGCGGCGGGCAGCCACGGCACAAGAGCCAGGAUCGUUCACGAGCUUGACAAUACUACUUACAGUUUGCAUCUAAACUGGAACUCGGCUGACAAGAUUGCCAGGCCAGAUCCAAACACUCAUAGAUACUACUUGUACCCUAAAAGUUCUGAUACGUUGAGCUUGACAAUCGACUUUUCUGAGACAGGUCGCUCACAUAAUUCCGUGGAUGCCUCAAAGGUUCAGGAACGAUCUAGAGAUUGGUGGAGAAGUUUCUGGGAAUCAGGUGCAUUCAUUGACCUGACGGGAUCUAAGUCGGAGGCAGCGCAAGAACUUCAGCGCAUCACUGUCCAGUCUUUGUACCUCGAAGCAGUCAAUAUCGCUUCCGACUUGCCUCCUCAAGGUUUGGUCAACAACGGAUGGUACGGAAAGUUUCAUGUAAGGAAAAGUUCAUUAAACUCAGCGAUGAUGUCUCUGAUAAUUUUAAAACAGAUGGAAAUGUACGGCUGGCACACUUUCCAGUUUGCACGAUGGAAUCAUUGGCCUCUGUAUUGGCGCUCCGCGAACCACACAUAUCAACUCCUUCUAGACGAUGCACUCAGUCGAGCAAAGAGGCAGGGAUACGAAGGUGCGCGAUGGGGCAAGAUGACAGGAUCCAACCUCGUCGAUAGUCCAGGAGAGAUCAACACUCUUCUCAUCUGGCAGCAGCCUCACGCGAUGUACUUUGCAGAACUCGAAUAUCGCCAGUUUCCAAGCCCGGAGACGCUUGAGAAGUGGGAUAAGGUCCUUUCGGCCACGGCAGACUUCAUGUACUCGUACGGAUUUUGGAAUGAAUCCUGUUAUCAACUUGGUCCACCAAUGUAUCCCAUCUCCGAAAAUACUCAACCAAACUCGACCGUCAACCCGACUUUUGAGCUAGCCUACUGGCGCUAUGGCCUCGAAGUUGCAUCCAACUGGAAGAAACGCCAGGAGAAGCCGGUGCCGUCUCACUACACGGAGAUGCUAGAGAAGUUGUGCCCUCUCCCCGUCGACAAUGGCACAUACCCUAUUUAUGAAGGUAUACCUGAUAUGUGGAUCGAUAACAACACAGUUACUGACCACCCGGGAAUGGCUGGAAUCUACGGUCUUCUCCCGCCGCCUUCAGACCGAGAUGCUCUGGACUUGGGAAUCGUCCGCCACACGGCCGACCGCAUUCAUGAGGUCUGGGACUUACCGAACUCAUACGGGUGGGAUUUUCCAAUGUUAGCAAUGAACUCCCUUAGGUUGGGGGAUGUGGACCGUGCGAUAGAGUACCUGCUUCACCCUUCGUUCGAUUUCGAUGAUGCCGGGUAUCCAACUGGGGGCACAAGAGUUCCUCGACCGUACUUCCCAAGCUCGGGAUCAUUUCUGCUCGCCAUGGCAAUGAUGGCUGGGGGCUGGGAUGGAGAGGAGUAUCCGCAUUUUCCUGACGACUGGGCUGUGAAGGUGGAAGGCUUCACCCCGGCGAUGUAA
Molecule: messenger RNA, 2172 nt
Organism: Clonostachys rhizophaga
Lineage: Eukaryota; Fungi; Ascomycota; Sordariomycetes; Hypocreales; Bionectriaceae
Source: the annotation of a GenBank genome assembly